Molecule: messenger RNA, 1392 nt
Organism: Mercurialis annua (annual mercury)
Lineage: Eukaryota; Viridiplantae; Streptophyta; Magnoliopsida; Malpighiales; Euphorbiaceae
Exons: 2
Coding region: 74-1285 (403 amino acids)
Source: RefSeq, a predicted model, not a curated record
AAAGACAGCUACUGAUUUUUGUAUGCUGUAUAUCUAAUAUUUAGAUCACCUACUUACUGUUGAAAAUUGAAAAAUGAUUGAAGCAGACAAGCACCUAUUUCACCAUUUUAGCCAUCAACAUCCGCUCGAAAGAACCGUUUCGCCUUCCACCGAUGGCAUUACUUGCUAUGGUUGCAGCCUCGGAAUAUUGCCCGAAAACGACUACCACCAAUGCAAAACCUGUUCGUUUUCUCUUCACAGUAUAUGUUCAAAGAUACCUAGAAAAAUCAAACAUCCUGCACAUCCCAAUCACUACUUAACCCUUCUGGUUUCGCCAACAACUGCAAACAGCUCGUGUAACUGCGAGGCUUGUGGAGAUAACGUCUCCGGCUUCUACUACAACUGCGCGGAAUGUGACAUUUAUUUUCACAUCUUGUGCUCAUUUCUCCCUCUUUCAGUUCCAAUCUCUUCCCAUCAUCACACACUCAACAUCGAAUUUUCGCCACCGUAUGAUUUCUGCUGUGAUCUAUGUGAUAAACCAAAUCAUUUAGGUGGUUGGCUGUAUAGAUGUCGCUUCUGCGAAUUCGAUGCUCAUAUUUCUUGUGCCAUUUCUGAUCAAAGAAUUCAAUCUCUGUUACUGCCUAAUACUCUGACAAGGCAGAAUAUUUUAUUUUCAGGUUCAGAUUUUCGAAUCGAUAGUCAAGAACUCAUGCAAUUAGUACUACAGGGAGUUUUAAGAAGCAAUCAAGACGGGAACAUCGGAGAAUCAGGAAUCGGAAAAUUUCCGUCGGAUCAAGCAGAAAUGCAAAUGUCUAACACUUCUACAAGUCCAUUAGAUCAAACUCGGAAUAAGGAUUCAGUAACAACUUCGAUUUCUGAAGACUUGACAAUGCCAAGCUAUCAAUUUAGUGACUUGUGUUUUUCAAUAGAUAUAUUGAAAUCUUAUUCAAGUCAAGAUCAGGAAUGUCAGGAAAACAAACAAGCUAGUAAUAAAGAAAUGGAGAAAAUAAUUCCUGAAGGUGAAGCAAAUGCCAAUCCUGAUACAGCUAAAAUGCUUAAAAAACAUGUAUUCAAUCCUCUGUAUUUGGUGAAUGAAGAAUUUUCAUUUGGAGGUGCCAAUGGAAAAUUAGGACAGCAUCAGGAAAUUGGAAAAGACAAUAAAAAUGGAGUUAGACCGAUCGAAUACAACGGUAUCAAAUCGAAAAAACAAAAUUCAAUGGGUUCAUUUUGGAUGAAGCUCUUUAGCUGUUGGUAUGACCCAGGGUACCAAAAAUGUUCUAAUAGCUUCAAAAAUGGAGGCAUGUGAACAAGUGAUGGUGAUUAAAUUUUCAAGGAUAUGAAGCAUACUUUUUUUAUUAGGUUGCAGCCAAUUUUACAAUUUGAUUAUUGUUGUACUAUAGUCUCUAUAGUUCA